Messenger RNA from Pecten maximus, 4323 nucleotides. RefSeq lists its product as uncharacterized. Bases 306 to 1454 code for a protein of 382 amino acids. The record is from RefSeq and is a predicted model, not a curated record. Lineage: Eukaryota; Metazoa; Mollusca; Bivalvia; Pectinida; Pectinidae. The transcript has 8 exons.
GUGUAAAGGUAUGUAGCAGGGUAAUUGGAACGGAAAAUUAACCGAUAUAUAUACACAACUGGCUUACCGUGUUACCUGAUACGAUACUACAAGGCUAUUCUAAAAAUAGACAUUCGUGUUGAAGCUAUAAGGUUAUAGAUUUUCAUAUGUGUGUGUACGUAAAUACCAAGGGAACUGCUUAUGUCUCCAUCUCCGAAAGCAAACGUAUGUGUGACGUGGUUAUGAUACAGUUAUAACCAUGACAUAGUAGUAUAACGUGAAGAAGUUUCCAGAAUUUUCCCGGGAAUACCCGAGUUGUUCCUGAGAUGCCUCGACGGACAGGCAGCGCCGGCAUCUUUGCAAUAUCAAUAGCACUAAUGGUUUACCAUACAGAUGCUGCCGAUUCAGUUACACUGAGCGAACUAGUUUGUGACUCUCAGAUUUACGAUAUAAAAGAUGGUGACUCUUUGUUAAUAAAAUGGGAUGGAACUGAACUCCCUAAGUACUGUCGCCUUGGAUUCGAGGCUCCAGACACCAGUUCCUGGACAUGUUUCAAUAUAGAAAAAUUUCGUCUGUACAACUGUAAAUUUUAUAUUGAAAUAUAUAAAAAUUUUGAGAAGUACUCAUCAAAGAGAUAUGACUGCAGUUCCACAGACAUCGACGAUGAGUACUGCUUACAAUCCCAGAAGAUAACCUACCUCAAGUUUACCUACAACCAUACCGGAAUCGCCUCGUUUAGUCCACAUGUUAGACUCUCCGUCAGCGUUCAACAUAAAGAGGCCGAUGCCGUUGCUUCACCUGAAGUUUCAGGUUUCAAUGUCCUUCCUAUCAUACUGAUUCUUGGUGUUGUCGGAGGAGGCGGUGCCUUGAUAAAACACAAGCACGGCUUGACGUGUUUACGCGAGACACUGGGAGCUUUAUGGGAAUGUCUGAAUGAUAGUGUGUGUUGUAUCAUAAAAGCUGUAUCAUGUGAAUCGUCCAGAGCAGUACAGGAGGACACAUCUAGAAACAGAACUGAACAUACUGAUAUAGCCAUUACGUUCGAACCUGGCGUGACAUUGUCUCGUCACAACAGCAUGCUUUCACUUGGCAUUCUAGCGAGUGUGAUACCAAACAAUUCAAACAAUAGAUCACGUGCAAAUGACAAUGCAACUGAGGACACGUCGAGAAACAGAACUGAAGAACCGUUUUUACCUUCUUCUGAUACUGAAUCUUACACGACUCUAUCAGAAGACAAUAGCCUUCUAUCGCUAGACAUUGAUGAUGGGUUUACAGAGGAGCCCUUGGACCCUUCCACACCCCCUACCGAUAAUAUAUAUGAUCCACCUUCUUACGUUGUCCCUCUCCCUGAUUCGAUUGCAGCUCCUCGAACACUUGCUGUCAACGAUAUAGUUGAUCCUCCUCCUUACGUCGCCCCGCCCUCACCCGAGGAACCGCCUCCGUCCUAUUAUGACGUAGUGACAAUGAAUAAAUAGACUGAUGAAUUGACUAUUUCAUACAUGUCAGCAUAUAUUGUGUAAUAUCAAAAUAUAAUUUACUUAGUAAUAUUAGGUGUGAAAAUGCGUGAAAAAGGUAUGUGCUUUUAGUUAGUGAAUUGAAUAAAAAACUUAAUGUUUCCUAAGUUAACUGCCAUGUUUGAUACUGAGAGGUAGAUUCAAAAGGGGGAAAUAAAUUUGUAACAUAACUUCAAAUAAGACUGUUUCGCCGUUAUUACUGAAAUAUCCAGAUGAGAGAUGCAGAUCCUCUCUGACCUUUUGUUACUAUAGGAAAGCGAAGUAGAUAUGUUUUCUGCCCAAAUCUUAAAAUGUGGUUAAUCUCUCCUAAAAAAUAUUUUGUUUUUUUUGUUAGUUUGUUUAUUUAUCUGUCAUUGUGGUAUAUAAAUAAUAAACUCUACAGUGUAAAGGUAUAUACAUAUGUGUAAUUGUUUAAAUGCAUGUUAGGUAUUAGUUAUUUAUUGAUAUUCCAGAUAGAGUGCAUCCAUAAUUGAAAAAAAACUCUCAGCAAAUCAGAACUGAAUCUGAAAUGUGGAAAUCUUCCAUUAACUGAUGCAUACUACACUGAUACAAUUGACGAUUUGUGUUGUUUAUUAAAACGUGUUAAGACAAUUUUUUUUUAAAUUUCAACUAUGUAUUGUUGUAUGAACAUGCAUUAAUGGUGAAUGGUAUUGAAACUUCAAUACUUUUUACGUAUGAACUAAUACGAGCGUAUCUAUCUUCGGAUUGCAAUAUAUUGCAAAUAUUCAUUUUUUUAAAUUUAAAUUAGACAAAAAAUUUGAGUUGCCAAUAUGGCGUUCAUUAAGUUGAACAAUGUUUAUAAGUUCCAUGUAUGAAAUUUAUCUAGUUUUAAACCUUUUCUUUCUGGUGCUUUAUCUGUAAUAUGGUGUUAUGCUUUAUACUUAUACAAUAUAAUGUGAUUUUCCGCCAACAGAAUAUUCUAGUUUUGUCUGCGAUAAAAAUAAAUCUUACAGUACCAUUAAACAUAAUGUGAUUUAUUGUUCUUUUGGAAAUCAAAUGUUCUUAUUCCUGAGACAAUACGAACAUCUGUUCUCUAAGAAUUUUGUUGAUGUACUCGUUUACAACCACUCAUUUCAACAACCAAUAGACAUGUUUAUGGAUUGGAUUCUCGGAGGAAUCAUAACAUGUCUAAAAAACGUUUUGCAUCUCCCGUGCAACGAUACUCAUUAUAUAUACAAUAAUACCACUAAUUACACAAUCGAUCAUCAAAAUUGUUUAUUGUUAUUUAGAUAUAAAAACAAUUGAUUGUUGUUUUGUCGACGCAUUUUCCAACAUGGCGCUUGGCAUACUAACUUACUUUGAGCACCUGGAUUUCCCUCGUACAUUUUUAGGGUAUUUGUGCUUAGUCAUAUUGUGCUAGUUUUCCACUCGUUUUAUCGAUCUUUAGUUGAAAUUCAUUAUUAUUUGUUUUCGUUGAUAAAGCCCUUUGUUUUGACUCCCGUAUUUACAAUGGCUUUGUUUCAUUUUGGCAUCCAAGUUAUUGCGGUCCUUGUUUGGUGGCGUUGUUUUUUUUUUUCAGUUGGGUCGUUGUUUUUCCUUGAAAUGUUUUGAUAUUUAGUUUUAGGCAAAAGGGAAACUCUUCGCCUUCUAUUAUAUAACCCCGCAAGAUGUCUUAUUUUUAAAUUUUUACACCAUUGCUUCAUUUCUUGCGAUAUCUCUUCCCGAGUUUUUUUUUGAACACAUUAAAACUAUCAUUAUACUAUCUAUUCACCAUUUCCCCUUAUCCUACUUUGUCUUUCCGUCACAUUUAAUACUAACUUUCCUUAUAUCGUUAAGAAUGCGCCCUUUUAAUAAUACUAUUGAUUUUAUAAUGAUUUCCUGAUAUAUAGGGAAAAACUUUCCGUCAAUAUAUACAGCCGACUAACACUGAUAUUAACAGAGCUGAAAUCUUACCCCCGAAACGUCUGGCUUUUAUUUUAGAAGGACGUUUAAUACAUUACUGUAAUUAUAUAAGAUAUAUUGAAUUAGAUAUAUUUCCCUAUCAAAAUAUCUGUUUUUAGCCUAACUUAAUCACACUGGUUUCAUUGACAAAUUGCAUUUUCUCGUAGUCCAAAGUCACGAAUGUUUUAUUUUCAAUAGAAUAGGCUGCAGGCACUAUGUACGGGUAGGGGGUAUAAAAGACAUGGAAAAUCCAGAUAAAUCCAAUGGAAAAAGAAGUGUGAACAAAAUAGAUUUUCAAAAAUUGAUCAACUGACGCCAUUUUGGUAAACAAUAUUGCCAUUCGAAAGAGUAGUCUUUAUGCAUUUAGAAUAUAUAGUAGAUGAUUGAUUUAGCUAUGCAUUUAACAAAUUUCUGUCUCUCUGUACGUGUUCGCAUUUUACCUUUGAUUUAUAAAGUUUGAGUAAAAAAAGUUUUAUAUGUAUAUCGAUAUUCUCUGCUUGAUUUUAAUACAUUCAGUCAGACAGGAUUGUCCUGUUAAGUUAAUGUCAUGUUUCCAUUUAUAAUUAUUUUACAAUGAUGUGCAUGUCGUUUCUCUUGUUUGCUUGUAAAUCUUAUACUAAUGGUAUUAUGUAGAGGAUGUUAAUUAGUUCUUUUGUAAAUGUUUGUAAUUAUAUUUUGAACUGUAUUUUUCAAUGGCAUGCAAACAAUGAGAAUUUCUCACGGAGUUGACCCAUAGGUGCCAUUAGUGUGGAGUGGCGUAGUGAAUCAACCAUUGGUAUCCGACGAUGGGUAUUCUUGACAUACUCAUUGAAUAGGUUUGAGGGCUUGGAUUCAAUCGGAUAUAUUUUAUCAUUACGGCUUAACUAUUUUCAAAGGAAAUUGCGUUAUCAUUGUGUCCUACGUGUUUACAUUAAUAAAUACUAUGUGAAGUUUUCAUUUCUAAAUAUUC